Paramecium tetraurelia is the source of this 1308-nucleotide messenger RNA. RefSeq lists its product as uncharacterized. The record is from RefSeq and is a predicted model, not a curated record. Gene Ontology annotation, molecular function: protein binding. The transcript has 4 exons. NCBI's taxonomy places the organism in Eukaryota, Ciliophora, Oligohymenophorea, Peniculida, Parameciidae.
AUGAAAAAAAUUUUAUAGGAAAAAAUAGAUAAACAUUUACAAAACGCUAAACAACUGGUCAAAACAGAUGUCCACGAGGCAAUCAAGGAGUACUAUAAAAUAUUAUUUCUGAACAAAAGUAUUUAUGAUUGGUAGUUAGAUCAUCUCUAAAGUUAUUAAGACCUGGCUCAAUUAUAUGUGAAAAUUGGUGAUUACAGUCCUGCCAUCGCUUGCUUGCAAUACUCCUACUCAGUCAAGCAAGAUAUUUUGGUGGAAGAUGAAUUGCAGUCCUUGAUUUUAUUAAAAGGAUAAUCCCUCUUGGAACAAGGAGAUGUAACUAAUUUCUUAGAAGGAACUGAAUUUGAACAAUUCGGAUACCUAAUUGAUUUCACUGUUCCUUCUCUUCAAAAAGCCUACAGUUAUCUCCUGACCAAUUACCUCAAUUAUACUCUCCAAGAAGUACAAAAGGUGAUUGCCAACGAUCCCCUCAACAUCAACGCCCUAUUGCUAAGAGGUAAACUGUAUUGGGCUCAAGCCAAAAUAGCACAAGGGAACUCUGAUUAUUGGAAAGUUUAUUCCAUGAAUCCAGAAUUGCAAGAGAUAAAGGAAUUCAUCCUCUAUAUAACACCCAAGAUCCAGAAGUUGACCAAUGACGCCAAGUUAUACUUAGUACAAAGAGACAAUGAGAGAUGCAAAUUAAAUGUGGACAAGGGACUUGAGUUGGAUCCAAAUAAUGUCGAUUUGCUGUUAUUGAAUGCAUACCUGUGUAGAAUUAACAUCAAAUAUGAUGUGUCCUUAAAUUUACUAAAGAAAGCAUUUGAUUAGCAGCCAACAAAUGAGGAUAUCAAAAAGUAAUUGGCUAUCACUUACAAUGAGAUGGCUUAGGUGAUGUUUGAGAAGGGCAAUUAUGAGGAUGCAUUGACAUUAUUGAAUGAAGCAUUAACAUUCAAACCACAGGAUUGGGGAAUAUUGGUUAACAGGGGUGAUGCAUUUAAGUACUUGGGAAGACUCAAGGAAAGCAUUUGCGAUUACAACAAGGCUUAUGAGAUUGAGAAGAAUGAGACUGUUGCACAAAGACUUGCAAUCAUUCAUCAUUCAUUUGGCGUUGAGUUCUUCAAUAAAAAACAAUAUUAAUUAGCGUUUGAAUCGUUUGACAAAGCCAUCAAAUUGGCGAAUUCAGUUGACAUUCUAUUCAAGAGGGGCAAGUGCCUAUUGUAUCUGUAAAAUCCUUAGAUGGCUUUGAAGGAUUUUGAAAAGGUGAUACAAAUGGAUCCCAAUCAUUAUGAGGCUUCCACAUUGGUGAGAUAAAUGACAAGUAGCACUAGAUGA